Molecule: messenger RNA, 1212 nt
Organism: Saccoglossus kowalevskii
Lineage: Eukaryota; Metazoa; Hemichordata; Enteropneusta; Harrimaniidae
Product: anoctamin-8-like
Biological process (GO): chloride transmembrane transport
Cellular component (GO): plasma membrane
Molecular function (GO): chloride channel activity; protein dimerization activity
Source: RefSeq, a predicted model, not a curated record
UUUGGUGAUAUUUGCCAGCAUGCUGUUUUGUUUUGAGCUACAAGAAUACAUCAAUAAAGCAAUAGAAAAUGAUGAUCUCCCAGGGUGGAUGAAGACAUUACCAAAGAUCUUAUUGGCUGUCAUUAUUGGAGUGACUGAGGAUGUAUAUAAGAAGGUUGCUUAUUGGCUCAAUGAUAUGGAGAAUUACAGAACUGAGGAAAAUUAUGAAAAUCAGUUAAUUAUCAAGCUAGUGCUAGGUCAGUUUGUUAAUGGUUUCUUAGCUCUAUUCUAUAUUGCUUUCUAUCUACAAGAUAUGGCUAGACUUAGACAGCAACUUGCUGCAUUACUGAUCACACGACAGGUGAUAGGAAAUGUUAAAGAGUCACUGCUGCCUUAUGCUUUAGAGAGAAUAAAAACAAUCAGAAUGACCUAUAAGUUGGCAAAAGAACAUAUGGAGAAGGAGGAAGCAGAGGAAAAUGUAGCAGAUAGUGAUGGGAAAGAUGGUAAAGUACAAGAUGUAAAACAGUCGACAAGCUCAACUCCUGUGUUAUCACAGGCUGAAGUAGAGAGCUCUAUGAAGAAGUAUGAAGGCACUUUUGAAGAUUAUCUUGAGAUGUUCAUUCAGUUUGGUUACGUCAUCUUGUUCUCAUCUGCAUUCCCAAUGGCUGGCAUGUGUGCACUGGCUAAUAAUGUGAUUGAGAUUCGAAGUGAUGCAUUCAAACUGUGCUGGGGAAUGCAACGUCCAUUUGGACAGAGAGUUGAAGACAUUGGCAAAUGGCAGGACUGUAUGGAGUUGAUGGGUGUUGUUGCUGUUAUUGUAAACUGCUGUUUGCUAGGAGUCUUUGGACAUGUACAACGAUGGUUUCCUGACAUUACUAUUCCCGGUAUCAUAUUGUUUGUGGUUGGAAUGGAGCAUCUGAUACUUUCCAUGAAGUUUGCAGUUGCCUACGCCAUUCCUGACAUACCUCACUGGGUCUCAGUUGAAAUGGCUAAACUAGAAUUUAACAGAAGAGCAGCACUCAAGAAAAUGGAACAAGCCAUGGCAUCACAGAGUGUAAAAGACACUACAAAAGAUACCGCCAAAAAUGGCAGUAAAGAGAAGAAAGAACCAUCCCCGAUAACGAAAACAUGGCCGACAAGUAGGUUUGAAGAACCAGAAAAAUCUCCAAAGGCAAAGAAAACGGAGUAAACAAAGCACUGAUGUUAUUCAAAAUGGUUUAUUUCAAAUGUUUU